AUGGAACUAGAGGAGUUGGAUUAUGUGAUGGUGCCUGUUGGUAUAUUGGUGUUGUUAAUGUAUCAUGUUUGGCUUCUCUAUACUAUAAUCCGCCAGCCAUCUAGCACUGUUAUUGGUUUGAAUGCUCAAACUCGAUAUCAAUGGAUUCUUUUCAUGAUGUCUGAUCCAUUGAAAAAUGGUGUUUUGGCGGUUCAAACAAUUCGCAACAAUAUAAUGGCGUCUACUCUUCUAGCUACAACAGCAAUCACACUAAGUUCACUCAUUGGAGUUUUUGCAAGCAAUAUUUCAGAAAGCAAACUAGUUUAUGGCAACAAUGUUGAGGACAGAAGUUAA
Molecule: messenger RNA, 333 nt
Organism: Vicia faba (fava bean)
Lineage: Eukaryota; Viridiplantae; Streptophyta; Magnoliopsida; Fabales; Fabaceae
Source: the annotation of a GenBank genome assembly